AGGGAGGAGACCGGAAGCAGUCAGAUUUAGAAGCCUCUGAUUGGCUGAUGUGUCUAUCUAGCCCGACGAUUUCUAACCAAUGAAAUAUGUUUCUGUCAAUCAUUGUGCGAAAAGACCCAAUCAGGGAACAGCAGCCAGCCCUCUGAAAUUAGCAUGAGCAUUCGAUAAAUCCCGGGUCAAUGAUUUUAAACACUUAUUGUGUUGUUCUGCUUACCUUGAACUAACAUGCCUGAACCAGCAAAGUCCGCUCCCAAGAAGGGCUCCAAGAAGGCCGUCACUAAGACCGCCGCUAAAGGAGGAAAGAAGCGCAGAAAGUCCAGGAAGGAGAGCUACGCUAUCUACGUGUACAAAGUGCUGAAACAGGUCCAUCCUGACACCGGCAUCUCUUCGAAGGCGAUGGGGAUCAUGAACUCUUUCGUCAACGAUAUCUUCGAGCGCAUCGCCGGUGAGUCGUCUCGUCUCGCUCACUACAACAAGCGUUCCACCAUCACCUCGAGAGAGAUCCAGACCGCCGUGCGUCUGCUGCUGCCCGGAGAGCUGGCCAAACACGCCGUGUCUGAGGGCACCAAGGCCGUCACCAAGUACACCAGCUCCAAGUAGAUCUCCGCUUCGACUCCGAGACACAAAGGCUCUUUUAAGAGCCACCCAUAUCAUCACUUAAAGAGCUUUUUGAAACUUUCAAUCGUCGUAUUUGUGUGAAUUUGUUAUAUUAACGCUUAACGGCACGAUAUUUUGAAGUGUUGUGAAGUUAAGCUCAUUUUAUCGACUCGAACCUUUGAGUAUCUUUCAGCAAAGUGAACGAAUCCCUUUCCGAGAAAUUUCGUUCAUUUGAUGAAUUCUACAUUAAAAUGUUACGUUACUUCCUAAAAGUCUACUAGUACUUAUGUAAACACUGACCACACUACGAACAAUACAAAACUAUAAUGCUAUAAGAAACAGAAAAUAUUAAUUCACUGUUUACCUGGAUCUUGAGUUAAUGAUUAGCUCACCUGUCUGACAAGUCUUCGUGUUUGACUUAACCAAUGCAGUCUGAGCCAGAAAGAUAAUUGACUAGUUCAUCCCAUGAGUCUUCGGGUUUGACUCAUCACGUGACCGACCCAUGAACUUUGACCAUAUCCUGGAGUUAACCUGGCAACAAAUUUGUGUGUAUUUAUU
Carassius auratus (goldfish) is the source of this 1155-nucleotide messenger RNA. RefSeq names its product histone H2B. Gene Ontology annotation, molecular function: protein heterodimerization activity; structural constituent of chromatin; DNA binding. Gene Ontology annotation, cellular component: nucleosome. NCBI's taxonomy places the organism in Eukaryota, Metazoa, Chordata, Actinopteri, Cypriniformes, Cyprinidae. The transcript has a single exon. The record is from RefSeq and is a predicted model, not a curated record. The coding region runs from base 226 to 600 and encodes 124 amino acids.